GUAUUUAAGACGCAAUAGCUCCUCUUCAGGACCAUGGCUGAUUACUUGAAGAAGACCGUAAACAUAACUGUUGGUGGAACACUUCAAGCUCACUAAUACCAUUCUUCUGCCUUCAUUUCAAGUCCGUGUACGCUUUAAGGAGAGACAAACCGAGCCCAGUUAUCGUUGUUGACAUAAUGGCUGCCAUGGAGUCCAACGUGCCCAUUGCCAUCAUUGGUAUGAGCUGCAGGUUUGCAGGUGGUGCCAGCGAUCCUGAGAAGCUUUGGAAGCUCUGCGCAGAGGGUCGAAGUGCUUGGAGUGAGAUCCCAGCCGACAGGUUCAACCUCGACGGAGUCUACCACCCGAAUAAUCUGAAGCCCAACACGACAAAUGUGCGCGGAGGACACUUUCUGACCGAGGACAUCGCCCUGUUUGAUGCCGCCUUCUUCAACCUCUCAUCUGAGGCAGCUGCUAGCUUGGAUCCCCAGUUUCGACUCCAGAUGGAAUCAACAUACGAGGCGCUAGAGAGUGCCGGAAUUACACUACAGGAUGUCGCCGGUUCCAACACGUCGGUCUUUGCUGGCGCCUUCUUUCGAGACUACCACGACAGCCACAUGCGGGACCCGGAAACCCUUCCUCGAUUCCUCCUCAUGGGCACCGGCUCUGCCAUGGCCUCUAACCGCAUAUCCCACUUCUACGACCUACGGGGGCCCAGCAUGACGGUCGACACUGGCUGCUCUACUACUCUCACGGCUGCCCACCAAGCCUGCCAAAGCCUCCGGACAGGGGAGUCGGACAUGUCGAUCGUGGGAGGGGCCAAUGUGAUGCUGAAUCCCGACAUGUUCAUCUCCAUGUCAUCACUAGGCCUUCUUUCGCCCGACGGAAAGUCGUACACCUUCGACAGCCGUGCUAACGGAUAUGGCCGAGGCGAAGGAGUGGCUACUGUCAUAUUCAAGCGCCUGGACGAUGCAAUCCGCGAUGGCGACCCCAUCCGAGCUGUCGUUCGCGAAAGCGGCGUGAACCAAGAUGGCAAGACGGAAACCAUCACCUCGCCUAGCCAGGAGGCUCAGGAGGAGCUCAUCCGCGAGUGUUACAGGAAAGCCGGCCUUGAUCCGCUGCAGACGGCAUACUUCGAGGCCCACGGGACGGGGACGUUUACUGGUGACCCCAUUGAGGUCAAGGCCAUCGCUUCCGUCUUUGAGAAGAACAGGCCUGCGGAUGCGCCUCUCAGGAUCGGGUCAAUCAAGACCAACAUUGGCCACACCGAACCGACGAGUGGGCUGGCAAGCAUCAUCAAAGUCGCUCUCGCUCUGGAAAAAGGGCAGGUGCCUCCCAGCAUCAACUUUGAGAAGCCGAACGAGAAGCUCAAUCUCGAGGAGUGGAAGCUCAAGGUUCCAUUGCAGCUCGAGCCCUGGCCAACAUCGACAGGCUUGCGGCGAGCGUCGGUCAACAAUUUCGGCUACGGUGGUGCAAAUGCCCAUAUCAUCAUGGAAGACUACGUCGCCCCCGGUUCCGCCGCUCAUCAUGGGGCUUCCAACGGCAUGUCGAACGGGGGGUCGAACGGGACACACAAUCGCCCCGGGAAGGUUGGCUCCAAGCUGAUCAUGCUGAGCGCAAAAGACGAGCAAGCUGCUCAGGUUAUGGCGUCCAACUUGAAGGACUACCUCCUCGAGACCAAGGUCGAAGACGAGGAGAGAUUCUUGGACAGCCUGGCCUACACCCUCGGCCAGCGGCGCACCGUCUUCCCAUGGGUUGCGGCCCAUUCGGCCCAGAGCAUAUCGGGAUUGGUCAACGCGAUUGACGCUGGCAAGAUGAAGCCUGCUCGGACAGGCGAGCGGCCCAGGCUCGGGUUUGUCUUCACCGGACAAGGAGCGCAGUGGCACGCUAUGGGUCGGGAAUUGAUCGAGGCGUAUCCCAUCUUCAAGACAUCUCUUAUGGAGAUUGAGUACCACUUGAAGGAGCUCGGAGCGACGUGGUCGCUGAUAGAGGAGCUUAUGCGAGACGAGAGCACCAGCAAGGUGAACCAGGUGACGAUGAGCAUGCCUCUCUGCGUCGCCCUCCAGAUCUCCCUGGUCGAACUCCUCCGCUCCUGGGGAAUAGAGCCGACCGCCGUCACGAGCCACUCCAGCGGCGAGAUUGCGGCAGCGUACACGGCGGGAGCCCUGAGCCUCAAGGCCGCCAUGGCGAUCGUCUUUGCUCGCGGCGAACUGGCCGCGGAUGUUGGCCGCUACAUCACGAGCAAAGGUGGCAUGGUAGCCGUCGGGCUGAGCAAGGAAGGCUUGGAACCCUACUUCGCCCGCGUGACUUCCGGCACAGUCAUGUCGGCGUGCAUGAACAGUCCCACCAGCAUCACCGUGUCUGGCGAUCUCCCGGCGAUUGCGGAGCUGGAGGAGAUGCUCAAGGAAGACAAGGUCUUUGCAAGGCGCCUCAAGGUCGAUGCUGCAUACCACUCGCACCACAUGCAGCCCAUUGCCGACCCAUACCAGGCCUGGCUUGAGAAACUUGUCAAGCCAGAUGGCGUACUCGAGGACGUCAUCUACUCAUCUCCAACUACUGGGACGAGGAUGUUGUCGGCCGAGGAGAUUGGGAGCCCAAUGCACUGGGUAAGGAGCAUGACCCAGCCAGUCCAAUUCGUGGAUGCAUUCCGCAAUAUGUGCUUCGGCGACCCUUCGGCCACCACCCAACCGGAUGUCGACGUGAUUGUUGAAGUUGGGCCUCACGGCGCCCUUUCUGGGCCAAUCACGGAGAUCUUAGGACUGCCAGAGUUCAGCGGCAGCAAGAUCUCGUACAACACGUGUCUGGUGAGGAAGAGCAGCGCUCUGGAUACGAUGCAUGCCUUGGCGUGCGACCUGCUGCGGAAGGGAUACCCUAUCAACAUGAGCUCCAUCAACUUCCCCCUUGGGAGGCACGGAGUCAGAGUGUUGCCUGACCUGCCCCCUUACCCCUGGAACCACCAGAUGAGGCACUGGUCGGAACCUCGUUUCAACAAGGCUCACAGGCAGCGGAACGAAGAGCCCCAUGAUCUCCUCGGGUCUCUCGUUCUGGGGACCAACAACCUGGAGCCCUCGUGGAGACAUGUGAUACGCCCGUCGGAGCUCCCGUGGGUCCGAGACCACAUCGUCCAGGGAAACAUUGUGUAUCCCGGCGCGGGAUUCAUCAGCCUAGCGAUAGAGGCAGCGCUCCAAUCCUCCAAGGCAACCGAUAAGCGGAUACUGGGCUACAAUCUUCGUGAUGUGGAUAUUCGACAGGCCCUGAUCGUCCCCGACACCGCAGAGGGAGUUGAGGUGCAAACAUUGCUCCGGCCAUGCAAUGACAAGGCCAUCUAUGCCAAGGGCUGGAAAGAGUUCCACGUCUACUCGGUCAACGGAGAUAACCAGUGGACCGAGCACUGCAAAGGCCUCAUUUCAGUCGAUCUGGUGGCCGCGGGUGCCGACCACGCCAAGCCGAGUGUCCCCUCAGCAAAGGCCAGAGGAGAUGCCGACUACAGAAGGCGGAUCGACCCGCGAGACAUCUACGGGGGCAUGCGCGCCGUGGGGAUCUACCACGGGCCCAUCUUCCAGAACCUGAAGAGCAUCCGGGCCGGCCAGCAGCAAUCUGUUUCCACCUUCGAGGUCGCCGACACGGCCUCGGUGAUGCCGCAUAACCACCAGCACGAGCACGUGCUCCACCCGACGACGCUCGACUCGGUCUUCCAGGCGGCAUACACGGCUCUCCCGGGUGCUGCGUCGAGGCAGACCAACCCCAGGAUCCCGCGGACCAUCAAGAAACUGUGGGUGUCGCACAGCAUCAGCAGCCAGGCCGGCCAUUCCCUGCGCGCAUACUCGGACAUCAGCCGGCAGGAUUCGCAGAGCUUCCAGGCCGAGAUCGCGGUCGUCAGCGAUGCGGCGGGAGUCGGCGAGAGCGAACCCGUCCUGGUCCUCGACGGGUUCGUGUGCCAGUCCAUCGGCAACGUGCUGAACCAGGACCAAGACCCGCACGAGGGCGAGAAGUUUAGCACCGUCAAGUGGGCGCCCGACAUCUCGUUCGCGAAGCCCGCGUUCCUGAAGAAGGAGCUCGGCUACGGCAUCGACCCGUCCGAGGCAGAGACCAUCAUGGACCUGAGGCGCGUGUGCUGCUACUUCAUCAAUGACGCGCUCGCCUCGCUGACGGCUUCCGACGUGGCCGGGCUCGAGUGGCACCACAAGAAGUUCUACGUCUGGAUGAAGCUCCAGACCGAGCUGGCCAGCCGCGACCAGCUGGCUCCACACAGCUCGGCCUGGAUCCGCGACGGUGCCGAGUACAAGGCCGCCCUCAUCGCCAAGGCCGCCGCCGAGAGCGUCAACGGCGAGAUGGUGUGCCGCCUGGGCCCGCACAUCGUCAAGAUGCUGAGGCGCGAGACGACGCCGCUGGAGCUGAUGCUCGAGGACAAGCUGUUGUACAAGUACUACGUCAAGGCGCUCAAGUGGGACCGGUCGAGCCAGCAGAUGGGCGAUCUGGUCGGGCGGUUCGCGCACAAGAACCCGCGGGCUAGGAUCCUCGAGAUCGGCGCUGGCACCGGCGGAACUACGACGUAUAUCCUGAACGCGCUGGGCAAGGAUGACUCGGGAUACGGCCCGCUGGCUGAGCAGUACCACUUCACCGACAUCUCGUCGGGCUUCUUCGAGGCUGCGAAGGAGAAGUUCAAGGAUUGGGAGGGGUUGAUGAGAUACAAGAAGCUUGAUAUCGAGCAGGACCCUGUCAAGCAGGGAUUCGAGACCGGGUCGUAUGACUUGAUCAUUGCCUGCCAGGUCUUGCACGCCACGAAGUCCAUGGAUCACACAAUGUCGAAUGUGCGCAGCUUGUUGAAGCCUGGUGGGAAGCUGUUUAUCACGGAAACCACGCAGGAUCAGCUGGAUCUGCAGUUUGUAUUUGGUUUGCUUCCUGGGUGGUGGCUAAGCGAGGAGGAGGAGCGAAAGUUCAGUCCUUCGCUGUCGAUCAACAUGUGGGACCGAGUCCUGCAAACGACAGGGUUUACCGGUGUCGAGAUGGAAGUCCACGACUGCGAAAGCGAGGAGCUGUACUCGUUCAGCGUCAUUAUGUCGACCGCCAGACCGAGCACCCCGAACUACUUCACCGACGUUGUCCUGGUCACUGGGAACACGCCUCCUCCCGCUGCUUGGCUGGACGAGCUCAGAAUCUCGAUUACCGUGCUUACAGGCGUCGUGCCCACGGUCGAGCCGCUCGAGCAAGUCAAAGCCGACGGAAGACUGUGCAUCUUCGUGGGCGAGGUUGAACAACCCAUACUUGAGAACCCAGAUGCGGCACAGUUUGCCGCCAUCAAAGCCCUCUGCACGCAAUCCAAGGGCCUGCUGUGGGUCACGCGAGGCGGUGCCGUGGACUGCGAAGACCCCAACUCCAGCCUCAGCGUGGGCUUCCUCCGCUCCCUGAGGAUGGAAUAUAGCGGCAAGCGGCUGGUGUCUCUGGAUCUCGACCCGAAGCAGGACCCGUGGUCCAGCCAGUCUGCCGCGGGCGUCCUCGAUAUCUUCAGAAAGGUGUUCGACUACUCCACCGACGUCCACCAUGCAGACUUCGAGUUUGCUCUUCGCGACGAUGUCGUGCAUAUCCCCAGACUCUACAAAGAUGUCGCCCGGAACAAGGCAAUCUCCAACGAAGAGGUCACCCACGCCGACUCCCAGCUCGAGCCCUUCCACCAGAAGGAUCGCCCGCUCCGCAUGGACAUUGGCUCGCCCGGUCUCCUGGACACACUCGCCUUCAGCGACGACCCCGACGCGGCACAGGAUCUCCACCCAGACUUCCUCGAAGUCGAGCCGCGGGCCUUCGGCCUCAACUUCCGCGACGUCAUGGUGGCGAUGGGCCAGCUGAACGAGCGCACCAUGGGCUUCGAGUGCUCGGGCGUCGUCACGCGCGUCGGGCCCGGCGCCGCGUCGCGCGGAUUCGCAGUCGGCGACCGCGUGGCUGCCGCGCUGCGGGGCCACUACGCGACCCUCGUCCGCCUGCACUGGACGGGCGCCGUGCACAUCCCCGACGAUGUCGGCUUCGAGAUUGCGGCGUCCCUGCCUAUGGUCUAUGCUACGGCCUACUACUCCCUCUACGACACCGCUAGGCUGCAGGCCGGGGAGACGGUGCUGAUCCACGCCGCGACGGGUGGUGUUGGGCAGGCGGCAAUCAUGCUGGCGAAACAUGUCGGCGCAGAGGUGUUUGUCACGGUGGGGACGGAUGAGAAGAGGGAGUUUGUCAUGAGCAGAUACGGCAUCCCGGCAGACCACGUCUUCUCCAGCCGUAACACUUCUUUCGUUGCCGAUGUGCUCGCCAUGACCAACGGGCGGGGUGUCGACGUGGUGCUGAACUCCCUGGCCGGCGUGCUCCUCCAGGAGAGCUUCAACUGCAUCGCUCCCUUCGGGCGGUUCGUCGAGAUUGGCAAGCGCGACCUCGAGCAGAACAGCAGCCUCGAGAUGGGCGCGUUUACUCGCGCCGUCUCCUUCUCGUCGAUCGACUUGCUCGCGCUCGGGAGGCUCAAGGGCGGCGAACUCAACCGCGUAUUGAAAGACACCAUGCGCCUCGUCGGGGAGAAGGCCAUUAGCCCCGUCGAGCCGGUUACUGUUUACCCUCUGUCGGACAUUGAGAAGGGCUUCCGGCUCAUGCAGGCCGGCAAACACAUGGGCAAGAUUGUCAUCUCGGUCAAGCCCGAGGAUCAAGUGCCGACACUGCCACGCAAUCUCUCAGCAAGACUCCGCCCCGACGCGUCCUACCUCAUCGUGGGCGGUCUCGGCGGCAUCGGGCGAUCCGUGUGCUACUGGAUGGCCGACCACGGGGCGAAGAACCUGAUCGUCCUGUCCCGAAGCGCGUCGGCGGCACGGGAGACCGCCGGGUCAUUCUUCGCCGAGAUGGACAGGCUCGGAUGCAAGGUCCGGGCGAUUGGCUGCAACAUUGCUGACGAGUCCAACCUCCACGACUCGCUUGCGGCCUGCGCGGGUGACAUGCCGCCCAUUAGGGGCGUCAUCCAGGCUGCAAUGGUACUCCAGGACUCCAUCCUAGAGCAAAUGACCCUUGACGACUACCUCACGGCGAUCGGGCCCAAGGUGUAUGGCAGCUGGAACCUCCACCGCCAGCUAGGCCAGGGUCCCCAAGAUCUCGACUUCUUCGUCAUGCUCUCCUCGCUUGCCGGAAUCGUCGGAUACACCAGCCAAAGCAACUACUCGGCGGGCGGCACCUUCCAGGACGCCCUCGCCAGGUACCGCACGACGCAGGGCCUGCCCGCGGUGGCGAUCGACCUCGGAAUGGUCAAGUCGGUGGGCUACGUGUCGCAGAACGACGGGGCGGCAGAGCGCAUGAAAAAGCAGGGCCACAUGGCGCUCAGCGAGGACGAUGUGCUGGCGGCCAUCGAGCAGGCCAUCGCGUCGCCUCGCUCGACGCAGCUGCUGUUCGGCCUCAACACGGGCCCCGGCCCACACUGGGAGGACUCCCCGAUGGCGCGGGAUCUGCGCUUCGCGAGCCUGAGGUACCGUCAGGCUGCGCAGGGCAGCGGUGCGGGGGCGGGAGCUAGCGCGGGUAAGUCUAGCUCGGCCGAUCUUGGGGCCAAGAUCGCCGCGGCGGCGACGCUGGAAGAGGCGGUGGACGUGGUGCUCCAGGGGAUAUCCAAGAAGCUGAUGGAUAUCUUCAUGAUCGCCGAGGACGAGGUCGUGCCAUCCAAGUCGCCCGCUGAUUUCGGCGUCGAUUCGCUGGUCGCCGUCGAGCUGCGCAACAUGCUGGCACUGAGAGCUGGGGCGGAGAUCUCCAUCUUCGAUAUCGUGCAGAGCGAGUCCCUCACGGCUCUUGCCACUCUGGUCACGUCUAAGAGCAGCCACCUCGGUGAGGGGACAGUGUAAGCAGUGCUAAUUAGAUAAUUAGACGGGAUAUAAUUACGAGCAGAGGUUAGUGAGGUUCAACAGAGCUGAGACACAUGGGCUGGGAAAUGAACUAGGUAGAUCUGUGCAGCUCAAGUAUGGAACACGGCUACAAGGCCCUUUAAUCGGUUGCUGCCACCAGGGCGAAAUAAAGUACCGGGGCGGUACAUGUGAAUCCCAGUCUCAUCAGCGUGCCUAGCACGCCUAGAUAGGGCAAGAUUUCCAAGGUGCCGUCUCAAGAUGACAGCUGAGGCUCGAAUGCAGGAC
Phialemonium atrogriseum is the source of this 8108-nucleotide messenger RNA. RefSeq lists its product as uncharacterized. NCBI's taxonomy places the organism in Eukaryota, Fungi, Ascomycota, Sordariomycetes, Cephalothecales, Cephalothecaceae. The coding region runs from base 177 to 7823 and encodes 2548 amino acids. The record is from RefSeq and is a predicted model, not a curated record. The transcript is spliced from 9 exons. Gene Ontology annotation, biological process: fatty acid biosynthetic process; secondary metabolite biosynthetic process. Gene Ontology annotation, molecular function: oxidoreductase activity; fatty acid synthase activity; phosphopantetheine binding.